CGUCGAGGACGAGCACAGUCGAGCGCAUAAACACUUUGCUCGACGCGCUUUCAAUCCCCCUUGAUGUGUCCAGCGCGACCCAGGCCGGGUCUAUCCAAUGACCUCUGGAAGAGAAGAACGAACUAUGAGGAAAGACGCGUCGGAGAACUGGAAAAGCUCACACGAUGCCACAUAACCACGAAACAUACGCAGUCAUCGGCGGAUAGUCGAGACCCCAGUACUGCAAGUCGUAGGUGUACCAUUGCAGGAUGGGAAGGUGGACGGUCAGCUCCAUCCAAUGUCGCUGGGCUUCAUAAUCGCCGAACAUCGGCGGCGUGCUGUGACCUGCGGACGAGAAGACAAAUCAACUCAACACACGCGUGUCGAAGCGCGUGGGGCACGCACCGGAGUACGAGCCAAGACUGAUGCACGCCCGGACGAAUGUGGACGCAAGGAGCACGCAGGGCAGAACCCAGCUCUUCAUCCCGCGUUUGUGCAUCCACCGGAGCCAUCGCCGCGCCAUGGACAGCUCCGCAUCCUUCUCCACAAGCAAGGAUGCUGCAAUGACCUGUCUCCCAUCCUGGGCGCCUGUUUCCUUCAGCGUGUCGAAGAACUUGAUCGUGUUGGCGGACAGGGACGAGAACCGCCUGCUGUUGGUCAGGCUACUGGGGACCGUGGGUGACACGGCUCGCGAGGAAUUCGGGGAGGUCUGGCUGUAAUCGACCCAAUGAGAUGCCCCACUGUCGAGGAAUUGUCGCCGAGGGAUAGGGGAGUGUAUCUCGGGCCCAUGGCUGGUG
This is a messenger RNA of Mycena citricolor, 776 nucleotides long. NCBI's taxonomy places the organism in Eukaryota, Fungi, Basidiomycota, Agaricomycetes, Agaricales, Mycenaceae. The record is from the annotation of a GenBank genome assembly.